CUCUAACCCACCUACCCCUCCCUGGCGAUAAGUAUGUUUAGGUUGCGCAGUACACAGUACGCAUGUACGUGUCGAAACCGUAGCUUCUUCGUCUUCCGGUAAUUCGGGCGAAGAAGAUCAAAGAUGAGUUCUUCUUUAGGGCUUUUUCUAGGUGGAAUUUUCGCUCUUGUGGUCGCUGGAUACAUUGCUCAAAGUCGUCUCCCUCCUCCCAAACCUAAAGUAAUCGGCAUAGACUUGGGAACGACAUUUUCUUGUGUAGGAGUCUACCAAGCAAUAACAGGACAUGUUGACAUCUUGGCUAACGAGAAUGGCAGUAAAGUUAUCCCUAGCGUUGUUGCUUUCACGAAAAAUGGUGUUCUUGUGGGUAGAAGAGCCUUGGAUCAAGCUGAGCUGAAUCCAGAAUCGACUAUCUACGACGCAAAGCGCUUUAUUGGAAAGAAGUUUUCGAAAGAAGACUUACAAAAGUUGUCUUCCCUGUACCAGUUUAAAAUUACUUCCGAUGAAAAGAACAAUCCGAUGUUCGUCGUUGAAACUCAUGGCAACCAGACGUUAGUUUCACCAGAAGAAAUUGGUGCUUCUAUAUUAAAGGAAUUAAAACGAACCGCUGAAAAAAACAUCAGUAGAUCAGUCAAUCAGGCCGUUAUGUCGGUUCCAGCAGAGUUCGACAUGGCGCAGAGAAAUGCGACGAUAAAGGCUGCUGCUCUCGCUGGGAUCAAAGUUGUCCGUCUCAUAAACGAGCCCACAGCGGCAGCAAUGGCUUACGGUCUUCACAAGAAAGAAGGAGUCUCGAAUGUUAUGGUGGUCGACCUGGGUGGCGGUACUUUAGAUGUAUCCUUGUUGAACAUUCAAGGUGGGAUGUUCGUAACUAUGGCCAUGGCAGGGAAUAACAGGUUGGGAGGGCAAGACUUUAAUAUAAGACUCAUGUCUUAUCUGCUGGCAGUUAUAAACAACAGGUUUGGUGAAGAAUUGACAAAUGCUGAAGACAUACAGCGUCUCCGGCAGGAGGUUGAAUCAACAAAAAUAAAUUUGACGUCAGAGGAAGCUGUAGUGGUGAGGUUGCCUCUGUCCUCCUUGAAUCAAGGGAAGAAACUUGCUAUAUUUGAAGAAAAGGUCUCACGAUUAACUUUUGAAAAGUUGAAUGAAGACUUGUUUCAAAAAGUUCUAGAACCUGUUGAAAGGGUUUUAAAAGAAGUUGACCUUCCUAAGGUGGAAGUUGACGAAGUAGUGCUUGUCGGAGGAUCCACCAGGAUACCAAGGGUACGUGAGCUCAUUGCAAAGUACUUCAAUGGGAAGAAACCCAAUGUUUCUAUAGACCCAGAGCUUGCCGUAGCCACAGGAGUAGCAAUACAGGCAGGCAUCAUUGGUGGCAUGUGGCCACUUCAGGUGUCGGCCCUAGAACUGCCAAAUCACAACCUCAAAAAGAUUCAGAUUAACUCUUAAUUUAAAUAUAUAAAAAUGUAUUUAAGCUAGUAAUUUAUAUUAAACAAUAUUAUUAGAUUAUGAGCUCUAGAUUUCUAUCUGUUAGUUGAGGAGGGUGCAGCCUGAGUCAUCUGUCGUGCAUAGAAAUCGAGAUUGAAUAAUCUAAUUGAUACAGUAUAAAUCUACUAGUUGUUCAAAAUUUUGAGAACAAUCCUCUUCACAGACCCUUCAAAAACACAAAGCGGCUACCAUCAGAUUUUGGGUGCUUACCAUUUACAGAAACCAUCCGGUUGGAAAUUUCAGGCAAAAACAUUAAACUGUUGAAUGCCACAUUGCGAGAGAAGGAAUCGCUAUAAAGUAUAUCCAUAUCAGCUAGAGAGACUUAAAAGAGCAGAAAAAUAGCAUCAACUCAAAUC
Orbicella faveolata is the source of this 1835-nucleotide messenger RNA. Its product is annotated as heat shock 70 kDa protein 13-like. Gene Ontology annotation, molecular function: ATP binding; ATP-dependent protein folding chaperone. Lineage: Eukaryota; Metazoa; Cnidaria; Anthozoa; Scleractinia; Merulinidae. The record is from RefSeq and is a predicted model, not a curated record.